CUAAAAUCUACGAGUAUCAUUAGAUUAAGCAGGCCUAAAUAUUACUAAAUAAACUGAAUUUAAGUAGGCUCAUAUUUAAUAUCUAAUAGAUCUAUAUGUCUGUGAAAUUCUUUACCUGUAAAGUAUGGCUAUUGCACUAAAACACUGGAGAGAGUCUGCAAGUUUGAUUAUAGCAUCAAAGAAGAUGGCAAUGAAGCAGCCAAAUCCAAGCUUGCUGGAGAAAUUGAUGAAAACACAACCUGAACACAUAGAGAAUAAAAACGAGGAGUUUUUGAGACUCUUACUAUUAAAACGAAAACCUACAAACUCAUUCAUGCCCAGUAUGUAUGUGUUCCCUGGUGGUACUUCACACAAAAGCGAUUUCUCAAGGGAAUGGUUGGAUCUUAUUGGGUGUAAAAAUAAUAACUUAUUAGACUUAUUUACUCGUGGUAAAAUAGGUUCACCAAUUUUCAGCACUAUAAGGGAACCUCCAUUCUGUGAUGUACCAAGUGAAAUUGCUUUACGUAUAACAGCUAUUAGAGAGACUUUUGAGGAAAGUGGUAUUUUAUUAGGGAGGCCCAUGACAGAUCUUCCAGAUUUACCCCUUUCCUCAAUGAGUGCCCAUCCGAUCUGUAGCACAUAUUGCAAUUUGCCUUCCCAAGUGAGCCUUGAGUGGAGAAAACAAGUGAUUUCAGAUUCUUCCAAUUUUAUUCUUAUGUGUAAGGAGUUAAAGAUGGUGCCAGAUAUUUGGUCAUUGUAUGAGUGGUCCAACUGGCUGACACCAUUGCUACAAAAGGCUAGGUUUGAUACAGCUUUUUUUCUUUGUUGUGUUGACGAGGCUCCCCUAAUUUUAGAUUCAAAUGAAACAGAAGAUGGAGCAUGGCUGAGUCCUUCUGGUACACUGAAAGCCUGUUUAGAGAAGAUAGUAGCUUUAGCACCUCCCCAAUUGUAUGAACUGUCAAGGUUGCUACAUUUCAAAACCACAGACGAUCUCCUGUCUUUCACAUGGGGCAGAUCAUCUCAUAGAGUGAAUCGAUGGAUGCCUGUCAUCUACCAGUGUCAAGAUGGUUUGAUUUUUGCUCUGCCAGGAGAUGAUUUAUAUCCUGCUAACCCUGAUUUGACAGGGGAGAUCACAAAUGGCCCAUUAGAAAAAACAGAAAGUGUUGCUGAGCUGCGAAGUUUAUACCCCCGCCAACACUGUAUUGUUGUGUAUAAAAACAAACAGUUGUCAUUGUAUUGUAAUAUAAAGCCAAAUCAAUAUCAUAUACUUCCUCGUGAAUUUAAUAAAAUAUAA
Messenger RNA from Physella acuta, 1273 nucleotides. Its product is annotated as acyl-coenzyme A diphosphatase NUDT19. Gene Ontology annotation, cellular component: mitochondrion. NCBI's taxonomy places the organism in Eukaryota, Metazoa, Mollusca, Gastropoda, Physidae. The record is from RefSeq and is a predicted model, not a curated record. Gene Ontology annotation, molecular function: hydrolase activity, acting on acid anhydrides, in phosphorus-containing anhydrides.